AUGGAACAAGAUACCAAAUCAUCAUGGAAACAACUCUUCGCUUUUACAAAACGAUCACAUACUGGAGCGCUCAUAGCGGCAUUAAUAGCAGCGGCCUUUUCGGCUGGCUUUAAAACAGUUCUCGCUGUCAUCCUGGGAAAGAUCUUCGAUAUUAUCGCUGGCUUUGGCAAUGGGACGUUUACAGGGGAUGAGGCCCUUUCUCGAGUGUCAGACUGGGCACUGGUCCUUCUCGGAAUGGGAAUCGGAAACUGGAUUGCGAGUACAGCAUUCCUUGCGCUCUGGGUUAUCUUUGGGGAGUUGCAGGCUUGCAAUGUAAGAGAGAACAUCUUUGCAAGCCUUCUCUCCAAGGAUAUGGCCUGGUUCGACUCUCAGUCCGAAGGCAUCUCUAGUCUUCUUAUCAGAAUACAAACACAAACCCGAGAACUGCAACUGGCGUCCUCCCAAGUUCUUGGUCUUCUCGUCGGCGACAUAAUCACCUCCUUCGCCUCGCUAGGCAUCGCCCUCUACUACUCCUGGAAACUCACCCUCGUUCUCCUCGCCACUCUCCCAAUCUCAGCCAUCGUCCUUUCUCUUUCAACAAAGCGCCUGGAACCCGCAAUUCAAGCUCAAAAGCGUGAACUAGCUGUCGCCUCAAAGCACGCCGUCGCAUCAAUCACCGCCAUAGAUCUCGUCAAGAUCUUCAACGGAUACGACCAGGAAGUCUGGCAGUACUACCCCUCCAUCAAAUCCGCAGCCAAGCAUUACCUCGUUCAAGCGCAGUGCAAUGCUCUCCAGAUGGGAUACGUCGCCUUCUGGGUUGUCGCCAUGUUUGUUGUGGGGUUUUGGUAUGGUGUUGUGCUUGUCAACAGCGAUGGACUUGCGGCGGGUGCUGUCUUGACGACGUUCUACUCUACGCUCGCAGCCUUCCAGGGUAUCGAGGCGUUGAUGCCGCAGUGGCUGGUCCUCGCGAAGGGUAUGUCGGCUGGUGGAUUUCUUUCAAGCAUUACUCGUAACAUGAGAAAUGGUGGUACUAUUAAGCCGAUGUCCGGAGCUUUGCGCCCUCAGUUCUGCAGUGGUGAUAUCGAGCUGAAAAAUGUGAGCUUUGCAUACCCCUCGAAUCCCACGUCCAGAGUCCUCAAAGAGUCGAACUUCUUCUUCCCAUCCGGCGAGAUCACAUUCAUCGUCGGAAGAAGCGGCUCUGGAAAGAGCACACUCGGUAAUCUCAUCGUCGGUUUCUACGAGCCCCUGAGCGGACAAGUCCAUGUCGACAAUCGGCCGCUACAAAUACUCGACAGACAAUGGGUUCGCGAAAACAUCACUUUGAUCCAACAAUCGAGCGUUCUAUUCAAUGAAUCAUUCUUCAAGAACGUAGCCUUUGGUCACCAAUAUCCUGAUGCAGCAACACGAUCAGAGGUGAUGGGCGCCUGUGAUGCGGCAUUGCUCCAGUCAACUCUAGCAGCGCUCCCUGAAGGCCUCGAUACCAAUGUUGGCGCCGACGGAUAUAAUUUGAGCGGUGGUCAGAAACAAAGACUAGCACUUGCCAGAGCUCGCCUUCGAGAUCCUCCAGUACUCAUCCUUGAUGAGAUCACAAGCGGUCUCGAUCAAGUCAGCAGAACGCUCAUCAUGGAUGCAAUCCGAGCAUGGCGACGCGGCAAAACGACCAUCAUCAUAACACACGAUGUUGCUCAGAUUGACGACAACGACUUUGUCUAUGUGAUGGACAAUGCAUCUCUUGUGCAAGAAGGCUUCAGGAAGAAUCUGGACAAGCAAACCGGCAAAGUCUUUGCAACACUCUCAUCCACAACAUCGGAUACCUCAGCAGCGACUGUUGAAAUGACUAUCGACUCUCCGACAUCUCCUACUUCACCACUUUCACCAUUAUUCCCUCGACCAGCAAGAGCGUCUCGACUCUCAAGACUACUUGUCGGAGAGUUGGAGUCUUUCAGCCCAGCUCCAGCAAGUGCGUCGCGGCGUAUGACUCUUGGAACAAAUGCGGCAGCGGCCUUUCGCAUCAGAACAGCUAGAGCAUGGGAUAUGGAGACCUUCUCCGAAGAGGAGCGCCCAUCAACAGCAGCUGAUGUUCACCUACCUAUGGAUGACUUCUAUGAUGAGAAGCAUAACAGUGCUCUCAGAAGUCGAAGUAGCUUGGAUGGCUUUGAAACAUCAUGCACACUGAAUGCUUGGGAUGAACCAGAAUAUCUGUUUGGUGGAGCUGAGCGACCCAAGAGCAUUACCAGACUUCGACAAGCAAGGUUGACCAUCAACACGGAGGAUAAAGAAGACGAGACUAAGGAACUCCCUCCUCCUAUGUCGCUAGUUGCAAUCUUGAAGACUGCCUGGCCAGCUAUCGGCCGCGGUCAUCGGUUUCUUCUCAUACUUGGAGUGAUUACGUGUUUGAUCGGAGCAGGCUCCAUCCCCGCGUUCGCGUAUUGCUUUGCACAAUUACUAGGUGCAAUGUGGUCGCAAGGCGAUAAGCUGGCAGAAGGGCAAAAAUGGGCCAUCUUUCUCAGUGUCAUCGCUGUCGUCGAUGGAGUUUGCACUGGUGGUGGUCGAUAUCUCCUGGAGUUGGUAGGCCAAGCGUGGAUCAACACUAUCCGCGUGGAAGCCCUGAAACGAAUUCUUCGACAACCAAGAUCCUGGUUCGACCGAUCGCGCAACUCACCUGGUCGCAUCAACGAGUGCCUCGAUCGAAACGCCGAAGAAAUGCGCAACAUUGUCGGCCGAUUCGUACCAAUCCUCAUCACAGUCACAGUCAUGAUCGUUGCAGCUAUCGUAUGGGCACUCGUCAUAUCCUGGAAGCUCACGCUCGUCGCUCUCGCACCGCUGCCUGUCGUUAUGGGCGCAGUUAAAGGCUAUACCAUUAUCAGUGGAAAAUGGGAAGCGCGAUGCAACGAAGGAGCUGAAGAAGCCAGCGCUGCUCUGACUGAAAUCUUUCUCAACAUUCGAGUCGUUCGGGCCCUUACAUUGGAGAAGUAUAUGAGUACGAAGUACCUUAAAGUGGUAGCUCAUACUCUGGGACUCGGCAAGAAGAGAGCCACCCGCACAAGCGGGUUCUUUGGUCUGUAUCAAUCAGUCAACUAUCCUCUUACGGCUCUUGUAUUCUAUUAUGGUACCGUGCUCCUGGCUUCGGAGAGGGCAAUUACACCGACAUCCGUUGUAGCAGUAGUCAAUCUGCUUCUCUUUAGUAUGGGGACAGCGACGAGUAUUCUUAGUACGAUACCACAAGUCACCAUGGCCCAGUCUACCGCGGCACAGAUGUUGAAGUACGCCAACAUGCCGCUAACACCAAUCAGUGAAAGUCGCGGACAUCAGAAGCCAAAGUCACCACUUCCAGUACGACUUGACGACCUCGGCUUCUCUUACAAGUCAAGUUCAGAAAGACCGGUGCUGAGAGGUGUGUCCUUUGAGGUUAACGCCGGAGACUGCCUGGCCAUCGUCGGUCGAUCUGGGUGCGGCAAGUCCACGGUCAUCUCGCUGAUGCUGGGUCUCUAUACACCUACCAGAGCUACAAUACUCGGCUCCGAGUCGCCACUUACAUAUUCCGGCAUUUCACACGCAGACAUUGACAUCGAGCAUCUCCGCUCGAUGAUGGCAUACGUACCACAAACACCAUUCCUAUUCCCAGCCACCAUCGCAGAAAACAUCACAUACGGCCUGAACGAACUUUCGCCUCAACGCCACUUCCCCAAUAUCAUGACCGCCGCAAAAGCAGCCGGUCUUCACGAGUUCAUCUCAACUCUUCCAGACGGUUACAACACCCACGUCGGCGACGGAGGCCAAGCUCUCUCAGGCGGCCAAGCACAGCGUCUCAGCAUUGCACGCGCGCUAGUUCGCAAGCCAAGACUUCUCGUGCUUGACGAACCAACAAGUGCACUGGAUGCAGAAAGUGCUGAGAUGAUCAGGCGCACGAUGCAGCGGAUCGCGAGGAAGCCAAAGAGGGAUAUGGCAAUUGUCGUGGUAACGCACAGCAAGGAGAUGAUGGCGAUCGCAGAUCGGAUUGUUGUGCUGGAGGAUGGUAUCAAGGUUGAGGAGGGAACAUAUCACGAGUUGUUGCAGGCGAGAGGUGCUUUUGCGCAAGUGAUUGGUGAAGGAGAAUGGGAAGGUGCCACAUCGCCUACCAAGCGCAAGGGUCGCUUAUCUUCCAGCAUCCAAGAAACCGACGAUGCAGCUCUCAAGGCCCGUCGCGAACGCAACCGCGAAGCCCAAAACAUCUUCCGCCGCCGUCGCCAAGCCGCCGAAGCAGCACAGGCCCAGCGCGUCCGCCGUCUCGAGCAGGUCGUCGAGGAGAUGAGCUCCGUCUUCAUGUCCUUUGUAGACGAGAUGCUCACCACUGAAGCCAUCGUGAGCGGGCAGCCGAGUCUUGUCGGUAGCUUGCGGCGUAGCAUGGAGAGGAUCCUCGAGCUGGCGCAUGAGGUUGUCGGACCGGAGGAGGAUCUUGUUGUGCUGCCGAGGUCGAACUCGCCGACAGAGGAGAAUCGUCUGACGGGCAAGUCGCAGAGUCCUGACAGCGAGCGCAGUGAGACGAACUCGGACUCUGGUUCUUCGCUGGCUGUUACUCUGAGACGAAUCCAGCCUGUGCAGCAAUCGCAGACUUCCGCUUUGACGACAGCGCUGUCGACGUCGACUCACUCAGCAGCUUCAAACUCUACGUCAGCAACGUCCAUAUCACCGCCUACGCCACAAUUCACGCCGCUCCACCAUUUCCAGCAACCGUCUCUUGGCAAACCCGUCACAAUCCCGUCCUUCACCCUGUCGCCCCAGAUCUUCGGUAAUGGCUGGCUCGGUACAACGCCAACCGCUCCAGGCGAAGUCGUGUCUACCGGACCACAGCAUCAAUCGCCCUUCUCAUUCCGCGUCGCCAGCACCGCUCUACAAAUAGCAUGUCAACUCCUCGUAACCUCUCCGCCUGAAUACUCCAUGACCCCGCAACAAGCUCGACUUUUCUGCAACACGCUCAAGGGCAAGGCAAGAGAGGAAAUGGUUACUCGUUUACGCUGGCUUAUCGGUCCUGGAAAGCAUGAGAUGCAUCGUGUUAUUGAUUUACCUUACGGACGAUACGGACAUCACGUUUAUGCUCGCGGUGAACUUAACCCAACCACGAUGGAGGACAUCGAGUGGCCAUGGCCUACAAGACCGGCUGGAUCACGCAUCGACCAUUUCACACGAUUCUUCAGCAUCGUCGGCGUUGAAAAACAGCUUCUUGCGCUGGGUGCCCGGAUGGUCGACAGCGAAACUUUGGAACUCAACCUCAACAACUCACCGAUGCCAAACGUAUCAGAUGCCGUGCCCAACAAGCAGCCCGAAAGCUGGAGUUUCGUCAACUGCUUUUCGUUCCCGACGCAGCCGAAGAAUGGUCCUGUAACGGUGCGACUGAGCAUACCCACUCUUGUGACGUCGCUAGCCUCGAGAUCCUGCUGUUUGAUGAGAGGACCUGGAAUACCGAGAGCCGAGAUUGGAAGUGCUAUUGAAGAAGCAAUCAUUAAAACAGGAUAA
Fusarium coffeatum is the source of this 5472-nucleotide messenger RNA. RefSeq lists its product as uncharacterized. The transcript is spliced from 5 exons. Gene Ontology annotation, biological process: transmembrane transport. The record is from RefSeq and is a predicted model, not a curated record. The coding region runs from base 1 to 5472 and encodes 1823 amino acids. Gene Ontology annotation, molecular function: ABC-type transporter activity; ATP binding; ATP hydrolysis activity. Gene Ontology annotation, cellular component: membrane. Lineage: Eukaryota; Fungi; Ascomycota; Sordariomycetes; Hypocreales; Nectriaceae.